AUGAAGUACCUCCUCGCUUCCGCCGCCCUUGCGGCCGUCGCCCUCGCAACCCCGGUCCCCGACGCCGUUGCUACAGCGCCUGCUUCCUUCAAAAUCGCCAGAGUUGUCUAUGGUGGCUCUGGUUGCCCCCAGGGCUCGAUCAAUGUUGACUUCACCGACAGCAGACUUCUGCCCAUCUAUUUCGGCAAAGAUUUCACUGCUACAGCUGGCACCGGCGUCGAUGCCGUCGAAUCGCGCAAGAACUGCCAGAUCAAUCUUGACUUGCAAUUCAGCCCGGGCUUCCAAUAUACUGUGUUGAGUGCCGACUAUUCUGGAUGGGCAGAUCUAGAUUCAGGUGUGAAAGGGGUGGUGAGGGCGAAUUAUUACUUCUCGGGCGACGUGACAAGUGCAACAACAACAAUGGGAAUUAGCGGACCCUUCACUGGAAGGUACACCAAGCACGAUGAUAUUUCUGUGGCUGUCUGGUCUCCGUGCGGGAGUGAGGCAAUGCUAAACGUGAAUGCCGAUGUUUCCUUGACUCCACUGGGCGGUCCAGGCUCGGGAACUCUUGUUGCUCUUAAGGAAAGCGCGAGGUUCACCCAGUCAUUAUACAUUAAGUGGCGACAGUGCUAGGUCAAAGGAAGUUAGAGUACGUGUGUUUGUCGAAAAUUAUGAAAGGG
This is a messenger RNA of Lindgomyces ingoldianus, 659 nucleotides long. RefSeq lists its product as uncharacterized. Lineage: Eukaryota; Fungi; Ascomycota; Dothideomycetes; Pleosporales; Lindgomycetaceae. The transcript has 2 exons. Bases 1 to 612 code for a protein of 203 amino acids. The record is from RefSeq and is a predicted model, not a curated record.